Molecule: messenger RNA, 906 nt
Organism: Besnoitia besnoiti
Lineage: Eukaryota; Apicomplexa; Conoidasida; Eucoccidiorida; Sarcocystidae
Product: fibrillarin
Exons: 1
Coding region: 1-906 (301 amino acids)
Biological process (GO): rRNA methylation; box C/D sno(s)RNA 3'-end processing
Cellular component (GO): nucleolus; box C/D methylation guide snoRNP complex; small-subunit processome
Molecular function (GO): histone H2AQ104 methyltransferase activity; RNA binding; rRNA methyltransferase activity
Source: RefSeq, a predicted model, not a curated record
AUGCACGUCGCGUCAGACGGAAAAAGUGCUCCGUGGCGAAUUUUCCGUGGAUGUUUCGUAGGAGGAAGAGGUGGCGGUGGAGGCUUCAAAGCGAGUCGCGGAGGAGGUCGAGGCGGAGGUCGCGGCGGCAGGGGCGGCGGAAGAGGUCGAGGCGGAGGCCGAGGCGGUGUUGGCGCCAAAGGAGGAGCCCAGAAGGUUCUUGUUGUUCCCCACCGCUUCGAGGGUAUCUUUAUGUCUAAGGGAAAAGCGGACUCCCUUGUCACCCGCAACAUGGUUCCGGGAGAAUCUGUAUAUGGAGAGAAGCGACUAGAGGUCGCCGAGGAGGGUGGAGAGAAGAUUGAGUACCGUGUGUGGAACCCGUUCAGGUCGAAGCUGGGAGCCACAAUCGUCGGUGGUGUGGCUAACAUGCCCAUCAAGCCGGGCAGCAAGGUCCUGUAUUUGGGUGCUGCUAAUGGCACGACAGUUUCCCAUGUGUCAGAUAUCGUUGGCCCCGAAGGGGUGGUGUACGCAGUUGAGUUUUCCCAUCGCUCGGGUCGCGACCUCACGAACAUGGCCAAGAAGAGGCAAAACAUCGUUCCCAUCGUGGAGGACGCUCGUCAGCCGCUGAAGUAUCGCAUGCUCGUUGGCAUGGUUGACGUCAUCUUUGCCGAUGUCGCCCAGCCGGAUCAAUCCCGAAUCGUUGCCCUGAACGCGCACCAUUUCCUGAAGGCCGGGGGCUGGUUCGUUAUUUCCAUCAAAGCGAACUGUGUAGAUUCCACUGCAAAGCCUGAGGCCGUUUUUGCUGCAGAGGUGGACAAGUUGAGGAAGGAGAAGUGCAAACCCAGAGAGCAGCUCACCCUGGAGCCGUACCACAGAGACCAUGCAGUGGUCAUUGGUCAGUACAGAGUCUCCAAGAAAAAGGACUGA